Molecule: messenger RNA, 2832 nt
Organism: Anguilla anguilla (European eel)
Lineage: Eukaryota; Metazoa; Chordata; Actinopteri; Anguilliformes; Anguillidae
Gene: nol10
Product: nucleolar protein 10
Exons: 21
Coding region: 168-2306 (712 amino acids)
Biological process (GO): maturation of SSU-rRNA from tricistronic rRNA transcript (SSU-rRNA, 5.8S rRNA, LSU-rRNA)
Cellular component (GO): small-subunit processome; nucleolus; nucleus
Molecular function (GO): protein binding
Source: RefSeq, a predicted model, not a curated record
UAGCUGCUGGACCCCUUUCACUCAUGCUUGCCCGGUGUCGGACUCGGAAUGCUACAGUGGUAGAGAAACGUGGAGCGAGACUUUAAACUGCUCGCUGAAUCGUUUGCUAAAUCUAAUGUCACUUGACUCUAUUAUGAUUGAGAGGUUAGAGUGACCAUAGAAAAAAAAUGCAGGUUUCUAGCGUGAAUGACGUGAAGAUAUACAAUUUAAGUCACGGAAAAUCUCUACCAGAGUGGCUUUCUGACAGGAAGAAAAGGGCUUUGCAGAAGAAAGAUGUCGACGUCCAGCGCAGGAUCGAACUUAUCCAGGAUUUCGACAUGCCUACAGUGUGUACCUCCAUAAAGGUGUCCCGGGAUGGACAGUACAUUCUGGCAGCAGGCACCUACAAACCGAGAAUUCGCUGUUACGACACCUACCAGUUGUCCCUGAAGUUUGAAAGAUGUCUGGAUUCUGAUGUGGUGGCGUUCGACAUCCUCUCUGAUGACUACUCCAAGCUGGUGUUUCUGCGCUGCGAUCGUUACGUGGAGUUCCACUCCCAGCACGGGCACUACUACAAAACUCGCAUUCCCAAGUUCGGCCGGGACUUCUCCUACCACUACCCGUCAUGUGACCUGUACUUUGUGGGUGCCAGCUCUGAGGUUUACAGGCUGAACCUGGAGCAAGGCCGAUUCCUCAACUCCUUACAGACAGACGCAGUGGAGAACAAUGUGUGUGACAUCAACCCUGUGCAUCAGCUGUUUGCUACGGGAACAGCAGAGGGGAAGGUGGAAUGCUGGGAUCCUCGUACCCGGGGUCGGGUGGGGAUUCUGGACUGUGCGCUGAGCAGCGUGACGGAGGGGACUGAGGUGGAAGGCCUCCCGUCCAUCAGCGCGCUCAAGUUUAACGGAACCCUGAACAUGGCCGUGGGGACGAGCACCGGACAGGUGUUGCUGUACGAUCUGCGCUCCAGUUGCCCCCUGCUGGUUAAAGACCAUUACUACGGCCUGCCCAUCAAGUCCCUGAACUUCCAGAACCAGCUGGACCUGGUGCUGUCGGCAGACUCGAAGAUCAUCAAGAUCUGGAACCGAGACACGGGCAAAUUGUUUUCCUCAAUCGAACCAGAAACUGACGUCAAUGAUGUAUGCGUGUACCCAGACUCAGGAAUGCUGUUCACAGCCAAUGAAGGGCCCAAGAUGAACACGUUCUACAUGCCGGCCCUCGGCCCCGCCCCUCGCUGGUGUUCCUUCCUGGAUAACCUGACGGAGGAGCUGGAGGAGAGUCCGGAGAGCACCGUCUACGACGACUACAAAUUCGUCACCCGCAAGGACCUGGAGAACCUGGGUCUGUCUCACCUGGUGGGGUCUGCACUGCUGCGAGCCUACAUGCACGGCUUCUUCAUGGACAUUCGCCUCUACCACAAGGUGAAGACGAUGGCGAAUCCCUUCGCCUACGAGGAAUACCGCAAGGAUAAGAUCCGGCAGAAGAUCGAGGAGAAGCGAACUCAGAGAGUGCAGGUCAAGAAGUUGCCCAUGGUGAAUAAGGAGCUGGCCAUCAAGCUGAUGGAGGAGGGAGAUGAAGAGGAGCAUUCCAGCAGGAAGAAGAAGGGCAAGGCCGUAACCAGCAUCCUGAAUGACAACCGCUUCAAGGUGAUGUUUGAGAAUCCCGACUACCAGGUGGACGAGCAGAGCGAGGAGUUCCGUCUGCUCAACCCCAUCGUCUCCAAAGUGAGCCAGAAACGGCGCAAGAAGCUCCGCCUCCUGGAGAAGCAGGCCGCCGCCCAACAGAAGGAGGAGCAGGACGAGGAGGAGGAGGAGCCGGAGGGCCGGGCCAGCUCGGAGGAGAGCUCGGACGACGACAAGAGCUGGGUGGAGGAGGUGCGGGAGCAGCGGCGCCUCCUUCGGGUGGAGGAGCGGAGCCGCAAGCGGCAGGACAGGAAGCAGCAGGAUCGCGAGACCAGCCUGGAGAGCCAGAACCAGAACCAGAGCCAGAACCAGCCCCGCUUCUUCCAGAUCAAGGCUGGCGAGGAUUUCCGGAGCUUCGGGGACGUGGGCCGCAAGCAGAAGCUGCAGAAGGCCUCGUUGGAGGACCGUCUGAAGCUGGAGGAACAUUCCGGAGCCCUCAGCAUGGCCGAUUCGACGGUUGGCAGCAAGCAGCUCACCUUCACCCUCAAGAAGUCGGAGCAGCAGCGGCAGCAGCACAAGGCCGAGCGAGAGCACCUGGAGGAGAGGAAGAAGCUGAGGCGGUCUGCCGGACACCUGCAGACGCGCGGGAGGGGGCGGGGUCAGGGGCGGGGCCGGGGGCGGGGCUGGGGGAGGGGCCGGCACUGACUGGCAGGACCUGGGGGUGGUCACUGAGGGAAAGGGGCGGCGCCACAGUCAGGGAGUUUGUGUUAGCUCUGGUCCAAAGGACGCAGGCUUGUGUGUCUUUCCCCAUGUUUUAAAAUAACCUUUUGAUGAUAUUUAUAUUCCACCGGGUCAGGGAGGCCAUUUUGGAAACCUCCUCUCCAGGUUACGUAACAGGGGUGUUAUGCAUGUGUGUGUGUGUGUGUGUGUGUGUGUGUGCAUGUGCGUGUGUGUGUGUGUUCAGUGAGGGCAGGCUGUGUUCUGUUAGGACUAAAGUCAAGUCUCAUUUUCAAGUUUAUCUGAAUUAAUGAAUUUACCAGACCCCUUCAUGAGUAUUUCACUGAACAAAUUUACCUUGUCUGUGUGUGUGAGUGCGUGCGUUGUGUGUGCGUGUGUGUCCUUGUCUCGUGUGCGUCUCACUUGUCUAGCCUGUCAUUUCUCCUCAGUCACUGUAGUUCUGUGCAGAUAAACAGGUGUGCUUGACUGGGAUCAUAAAUGCUUUUUAAACACA